Candidula unifasciata is the source of this 159-nucleotide messenger RNA. Lineage: Eukaryota; Metazoa; Mollusca; Gastropoda; Stylommatophora; Geomitridae. The record is from the annotation of a GenBank genome assembly.
GCCCAUCUGCAUCACUACACUCUGGUUGAUGGCAUGGAAAUGUGUGACUUUUCCGAGAGUUUAGAGUCUCUCAACAGCGUCAUUACAGAGUACUCCAGCUUGGAGAGAUCUCUGGGCCAGCCAGCCACCAUGGAACCAAGACUGCAGAUGUUGUCUUGA